ACAAGUGACCCUGUCCAGAGAAGGAGAGGGGCGAAGGAGGGAGCUAUUUAAAGAAAGCUGGGAAGUCUCCUCUCUCGACUGGUUUUUCCUUUCCUCCUCCUGCGUUCCUUCCAUCCAGCCCCCGGCGCCCCGGGCUGACGAAAAUGGGGAAAGGGGUUGGGCGGGAGUAUUCGCCAGCGGCAACCACCUCCGAGAAUGGCGGUGGCAAAAAGAAGCAGAAGGAGAAAGAGUUGGACGAGCUGAAGAAGGAGGUGAACCUGGACGAUCACAGGCUGUCCCUGGAUGAAUUGGGCAGGAAAUACCAGGUGGAUCUGUCCAGGGGUCUGACCAACACCCGCGCAGCCGAGAUCCUGGCACAGGAUGGCCCCAACGCCCUCACUCCUCCCCCGACCACCCCCGAGUGGGUCAAGUUCUGCCGCCAGCUCUUCGGGGGCUUCUCCAUCCUGCUGUGGAUUGGCGCCAUCCUCUGCUUCCUAGCCUACAGCAUCCAGGCCGUGAUGGAGGACGAGCCGGCCAACGACAACCUGUACCUGGGCGUGGUGUUAGCUGCUGUGGUCAUAGUCACCGGCUGCUUCUCCUACUACCAGGAGGCCAAGAGCUCCAAGAUUAUGGAUUCCUUCAAAAACAUGGUACCACAGCAAGCCCUGGUGAUCCGGGAGGGCGAGAAGAUCCAGAUCAACGCCGAGAACGUGGUGGUGGGAGACCUGGUGGAGGUGAAGGGGGGAGACCGGGUCCCUGCUGAUCUGCGCAUCAUCUCCUCCCACGGCUGCAAGGUAGAUAACUCCUCCCUGACGGGCGAGUCGGAGCCGCAGACCCGCUCCCCCGAGUUCACCCACGAGAACCCCCUGGAGACCCGCAACAUCUGCUUCUUCUCCACCAACUGUGUGGAAGGCACUGCCCGGGGCAUCGUCAUCUCGACCGGGGACCGCACAGUGAUGGGCCGCAUCGCCUCGCUGGCUUCGGGGCUGGAGGUGGGCCGCACCCCCAUCGCCAUGGAGAUCGAGCACUUCAUCCAGCUCAUCACCGGGGUGGCCGUCUUCCUGGGCCUUUCCUUCUUCAUCCUCUCCCUCAUCCUCGGCUACACCUGGCUGGAGGCCGUCAUCUUCCUCAUCGGCAUCAUCGUCGCCAACGUCCCGGAGGGGCUCCUGGCAACCGUCACGGUGUGUCUGACCCUCACCGCCAAGCGCAUGGCGCGCAAGAACUGCCUGGUGAAGAACCUGGAGGCGGUGGAGACGCUGGGCUCCACCUCCACCAUCUGCUCCGACAAGACGGGCACCCUGACCCAGAACCGCAUGACGGUCGCCCACAUGUGGUUCGACAACCAGAUCCACGAGGCUGACACCACCGAGGACCAGUCCGGUGCAACCUUCGAUAAGCGCUCACCCACCUGGGCAGCCCUGGCCCGCAUCGCCGGCCUGUGCAAUCGAGCCGUCUUCAAGCCAGGCCAAGAGAACGUCUCCAUCUCCAAGAUCCUCGACCGCUGCUCCACCAUCCUGGCGCAGGGCCAGGAGCUGCCCCUGGACGAGGAGAUGAGAGACGCCUUCCAGAACGCCUACCUCGAGCUGGGCGGGCUGGGGGAGCGAGUGCUGGGCUUCUGCCACCUCAACCUGCCCCAAGACAAGUUUCCCCGGGGGUUCAAGUUUGACGCGGACGAGGUCAACUUCCCCACCACCGGCCUGUGCUUCGUGGGGCUCAUGUCCAUGAUCGACCCGCCCCGGGCGGCUGUGCCGGAUGCGGUGGGCAAGUGCCGGAGCGCAGGGAUUAAGGUGAUCAUGGUGACCGGCGACCACCCCAUCACCGCCAAGGCCAUCGCCAAGGGCGUGGGCAUCAUCUCCGAGGGCAACGAGACGGUGGAGGACAUCGCGGCCCGGCUCAACAUCCCCGUUACCCAGGUCAACCCCAGGGAAGCCAAGGCCUGUGUGGUGCAUGGCUCUGACCUCAAGGACAUGACUCCGGAGCAGCUGGACGAGAUCCUCAAGAACCACACGGAGAUUGUCUUUGCCCGCACCUCCCCCCAGCAGAAGCUCAUCAUCGUGGAGGGCUGCCAGAGGCAGGGGGCCAUCGUGGCCGUGACAGGGGAUGGCGUGAACGACUCACCCGCCCUGAAGAAGGCCGACAUCGGCAUCGCCAUGGGCAUCGCUGGCUCCGACGUCUCCAAGCAGGCGGCCGACAUGAUCCUGCUGGACGACAACUUCGCCUCCAUCGUGACGGGGGUGGAAGAAGGCCGCCUGAUCUUCGAUAACCUCAAGAAAUCCAUCGCCUACACGCUGACCAGCAACAUCCCAGAGAUCACCCCCUUCCUGCUCUUCAUCAUCAUCAAUAUCCCGCUGCCCCUGGGCACCGUCACCAUCCUCUGCAUCGACCUGGGCACCGACAUGGUCCCCGCUAUCUCCCUGGCCUACGAAGCCGCAGAAAGCGACAUCAUGAAGAGGCAGCCGCGGAACCCCAAGACGGACAAGCUGGUGAAUGAGCGACUCAUCAGCAUGGCCUACGGGCAGAUCGGUAUGAUCCAGGCCCUGGGCGGGUUUUUCACCUACUUUGUGAUCUUGGCGGAGAACGGGUUCCUGCCGUCCACCCUGCUGGGCAUCCGUCUGGACUGGGACGACCGCUCCAAAAACGACCUGGAGGACAGCUACGGGCAGGAGUGGACCUACGAGCAGCGCAAGGUGGUGGAGUUCACAUGCCACACGGCCUUCUUCGCCAGCAUCGUGGUGGUGCAGUGGGCCGACCUCAUCAUCUGCAAGACCCGGAGGAACUCCGUCUUCCAGCAGGGCAUGAAGUCGCAGUCCCUAGGGCUCCCCCCCGCAGAAUCCCCCCAUGGCACAGCCCCUAACGCUCCCCCUGCCCCCCACAGGGUCACUUGGUGGUUCUGCGCCUUCCCCUACAGCCUGCUGAUCUUUGUGUACGAUGAAGUGCGGAAGCUGAUCCUGCGGCGCUAUCCUGGUGGCUGGGUGGAGAAGGAGACGUAUUACUGAGCUGGGCCAGCCAGGCGGCUCCUCUCUCCACGUCGCUGCUCCGCCGAGGCCGCCUGGCACCACCGCAAACCUUAGAGCAGAAUGGGGGGAGGGAAGGGGGGCAUCAGCAGCACACGCUGCGCUGUGUAGAUCUAACGCGUAGGCACUAACCCUGCCGGGACGAGGGGACGAGACCCCGGAUCCCUGCCCUGGUAGCUAGGCGGGGAGGUAGGCGGAGCAGGCUUGACCCCAAUUGGCCCCUGCUGAUUUCCAUGUGGGGAGGGGGGCUGGCUUGAUGACACAGAGACCCUGGACGGGCCUAUGGGGGAGAGAGGGCAGCCAAGCUCUGGUGGGUCCCAGCCGGACUCUGUGGAGCCAGCAGCCCUUGGCCAGAGAAAGAGGGAGUGAGUGUGUGGGGUGGGGGGGCACCCUAGGGCCCCUGGUGUGAGGAUGAAAGGCACCCCCAGGUAGGGUGACCACCCGUCCCGAAUCAGGCAGGACAGUCCCGAAAUGCUGAGUUCAAGCCCCGGUCCAGGACUGAGGUAGGCCUUAGCCCCCCAUUGCCACAAGGCCCCGCCCCUGCUCCUCCUCUCCCCUCCCCCGCCAAGGUCUCGCCCCCUGGCCA
Molecule: messenger RNA, 3579 nt
Organism: Terrapene triunguis (Three-toed box turtle)
Lineage: Eukaryota; Metazoa; Chordata; Testudines; Emydidae
Product: sodium/potassium-transporting ATPase subunit alpha-2
Exons: 21
Coding region: 144-2975 (943 amino acids)
Biological process (GO): proton transmembrane transport; sodium ion export across plasma membrane; potassium ion import across plasma membrane
Cellular component (GO): membrane
Molecular function (GO): ATP binding; ATP hydrolysis activity; P-type sodium:potassium-exchanging transporter activity
Source: RefSeq, a predicted model, not a curated record